Molecule: messenger RNA, 2748 nt
Organism: Physcomitrium patens
Lineage: Eukaryota; Viridiplantae; Streptophyta; Bryopsida; Funariales; Funariaceae
Source: RefSeq, a predicted model, not a curated record
UAACCUCAGCUGGGUUCAGUCCCCAAGGGCUUCGAAUCACGGUUUCGGAAUAAUGGUUUCGGUCCAAUCGACUGGGCGAAGUUUUGUUGUGAGGUUAUUACUGGGUUGGGUUGCAGCCCAGGAUUAAAAGCUGCCGCUGACAGGAAGGGACUUUAAAGCGGUGAUGAGGCACAUCCAAUGGAACUGAAUCUGGUGUUGAGAAGGGUGGUGUAUGGAUGUGGUGCUGCUCAUAGAUUGCAUCAUUCCAGGGGGUUGGCUAUGCUUGCGUUGUGUGGUUUUUCUCCCAGUGUCACCCCCGCCAGCUUGUGGACGCUCAGCCAUAAAUGCAUACAACUUAUUUGACUGCUUUCUCCGUCUGCAUUAAUGUGGGUGCAAUCUAUUGUAUUGGACCCUGGAAGACUACCUGUUCUUCACGUAGUCGGUCGGAAUUGAUUGAUCUUUAGUAAUUGGUUGCGGAGUUGACUGGCAAGCUGCGUCCCAGCUUGAGCAGGACUGGAGUCGACAUGUGGUAGGAUCAAUGUAAUAGACUUACACGUAUCUGUGAGGUUCCCACAGAAGAGAUACCAUAUGACUUGAUAUGGAUAUAUUAGUUGGAAAAAGACUGUGACAUCGAUUGAAAAGACAGGUAGAAGUGUAAAAAUCAAGCCGAAUUCAUGAUGCGGAGGCCGGUUGCUGUCGCGGUUUGGUUGUUUGUGGUGGUGAUGUGCUUGUUUCUGGAUUCCCCCUCGCUGGCUGUGAGGUGGACAGACACAACUGAAAGGAAAACUUUGGAGUAUGGAUGUGGGGAAGAGCAGGACGUUGACCGAAUCGUGGCUCUGCCGGGACAGCCACCCGUGGAUUUCGCCAUGUACGCGGGGUACAUCACUGUGGAUGAGAAAGCCGGAAGAGCACACUAUUAUUUCUUUGUAGAGGCGGAGGAGAACUCAGAGGAGAAGCCCCUGGUCUUUUGGUUCAAUGGAGGUCCUGGUUGCUCGUCAAUUGCAUAUGGAUUCGCCGAGGAACUGGGUCCAUUUUUCAUCAAUUCGGGAGGAGAAUCUCUCAGGCUCAAUCGUGAUUCUGGCAAUAAAGUUGCUAACGUGCUCUUCGUUGAGUCUCCCGCUGGAACUGGAUUUUCCUACAGCAACACGAGCAGCGAUCUCCUUGCAGCCGGAGAUUUUCGCACAGACAAUUAUGCAUUCGUGACGAACUGGUUCAAGCGCUUCCCGCAAUACAGAGGGCGUCCCUUCUUUCUCGCUGGCGAAAGCUACGCCGGACUCUACAUCCCAGAGCUCGCCAAGCUCAUCUAUGACAACAACAAGAAGCUCACUUCCCAAUCGAGAAUCAACUUCAUGGGAUUCAUGGUGGGCAACCCGGUGAUCGACGCCUACAGCGACAACUGGGGCUACAUCGACUUCCUCUACUACCACGCUCUGAUCAGCGAUGAGACAUACUCCCAGAUGAAGAAGGCUUGUAAGUUCACUCACGAUAAUGCGCCACUCUCCCGAGAAUGCAUCCAACUGAUGUUCUAUCAAUCGACCAACGAAUAUGGCGGCAUUGACCCGUACUCAAUCUACGCACCGGCGUGCGUCUCAGAGUCAUCCACGAACUCGUCUAGAAAUCAUUUUCAUCGAGGUCUUCAACAGACGUCGAAGAAUCCAGUUCUGGGUCUUGUGCGCCAAGGAUAUGACCCCUGCACUUACGAUAACUCGUUGAUCUACUUCAACCGUCCAGACGUGCAGAAAGCAAUGCACGCAAACACGACGGGGAUUCCAUAUCCCUGGGUUGGGUGUAGCGAUCAGUUGAUUGUGAAUUGGAAGGACUCAGCAGCAACGGUGCUGCCGAUCUAUCGGGAGCUUCUGAACGCGGGGUUACGCUUGUGGGUAAUCAGCGGAGACUCGGACAGCGUGGUGCCAGUUACAGGCACCAGAUACGCCUUGGCAUCCUUGAAUCUGCCCAUCGUCGUCCCUUGGUAUUCAUGGUACCACCACCAACAGGUUGGAGGUCGUGAAGUGGUGUACAAAGGAAACUUGACGUUGGUUGUAGUUAGGGGAGCAGGACACGAAGUGCCUUUACUGAGAUCAGCCCAGUGGUUGCAAGUGUUCGAAAGCUUUCUCAAAGGAUCGCUCCUGCCCAGCAACCCAUAUAACUAAACCUGCAAUACGUAUUUUACACUUCGAUUUCUCUGCUGCACAUGCAAGUCUACUCAGUGCCUGCACUAUUUCUACACUGUCGAUGGUCUGAAACACAGUAUCAGUUGUCGAGAAACGUGCAAACCUCGCUUCACUCCCAGAAGUGUUUUCGUAGGUGCUUAAGCAUCAGUCCCCGAGUAAUAGCAGCAUGACCAGGAUUCGUUGCAAGCAACAUCCAGAUUCUAGUCUAGACACUAAAAUUGAGAAAACAGCUUGUUGGACAACUGGAAAAUUAAGCAUUAAAUAUUUUGAGUGGAAGCUCGUAAAGUUUAUUUAGCCAUAGUUGGAGGUUCAUGCGGUGAGUGGCAUUCAAGUUUUGAGCAUGGGAUGGACUUGGUGGAGGUCAGAGGCCCUGCAGCCGAGCCUUGGUCGCCUUCAAACUCCACAUUUUUCAGUCAAAGCCAACCAUUGUUUACAGUUUUUUAACUGUCUGGUUGGAGUACGUGCUUCCGCAGCCAGAGUGUAUCCUUGGUGCUUGCCUGAGCGUGGUAUUUUUCUUUAUUUAUCUGAUUUUAAAUAGAACUGGACACAUCCCUUUGCUAAUACAGAGAGAGAGUUGCAAUUACUGUUUGAAUGACCA